Messenger RNA from Teleopsis dalmanni, 3245 nucleotides. RefSeq names its product type II inositol 1,4,5-trisphosphate 5-phosphatase (gene Ocrl). Gene Ontology annotation, molecular function: phosphatidylinositol-4,5-bisphosphate 5-phosphatase activity. Gene Ontology annotation, cellular component: membrane. The record is from RefSeq and is a predicted model, not a curated record. Gene Ontology annotation, biological process: signal transduction; phosphatidylinositol dephosphorylation. NCBI's taxonomy places the organism in Eukaryota, Metazoa, Arthropoda, Insecta, Diptera, Diopsidae. The transcript is spliced from 12 exons. The coding region runs from base 374 to 3061 and encodes 895 amino acids.
GUGUGAGGUGGUAUUGUAUUGGGUUAUCAGGGAACUUGAUGCUUUGUAAUAAAAAUUUUAAUAAAACAAUAAUAUUGAUAAACAGAACGUGAAAUUUUCUUCAACAUAUCAGAAAAAACAUUUAUUUAUACGAGGAAAUAACAAAAACAUCAGAGAAAUCACAUAUCUGACAAUGAAAAGUAAAACUACACCCACAAGUAAGAAGAAACGAUAAGCAGAGGCCAGCUGAAUGAGGCAGAUAUACAGAAACAGUCAAUGACGUUAUAUUAGCAGAUAGUUGGAUAGUUUGUUUGCUAAACAAAUACAAAACUAAAAAUAGAAAAACGAAUAAAUCAAAUACAAAAAUAUAAUACUAAUUAGAAGACGUGGUGUAAUGAAUAACGAAAGGGGAAUAAUGACUACAACAAGUACCAUGCUAGAUGCGAUACCAACAAUUUCGGCGGCAGUGUCCAGUUCAUCGAUUUCAAAUGUUGUAGACAUGCAAAGCAGUAACAACGCAGUUGACGGCAUAAGUGGCGAUGGUACUAAUUAUAACAUUGUACAAAUAGUGCAGCAAAAAUUUAAGGACAAUGAAAAGGUUUUGUCGGUUUUCGAAGCAUAUCAAAUUGUUGGACAAGAACAUAGAAGUUGUCUUUUGACCUUGGUGGUGUCAGUUGCGGGUGGAACUUACGCUGUUUUUUCUCUACCAACGGCACGUUUGCCGCCACGUAACAUUGUUGAUUUAAAUAUUGAUAAGAUAUUUCCACUGAAUGAAAAUUUUCAAAUGAGUACAGAUAAAAAAGGCUCUAUAUCGGAAUUACAAUUUGAGCUGUGUAACAAAUUCUCAGAUGAACCACCUGUCAAAUUUUUCUACUACCCCAUUAUUACAGUUGCGGGCGUUUCAAAUUUUGAGACUUUUCAUGCCCAAGUCGUAAACGCUAAAAAAUCUAUGUCACACUCUACAGCAAUAUCGGAAAGUGUGUUCAGUUUCAAUUGGAUAAAUGAUUACAGACAAAUUGGUGAAGUAAAACAAGAACUUAAACGCCGUGAAAAUGAAUAUAUUAUUUUUAAAGAUUUUUCAAUUUAUUGCGCUACUUGGAACGUUAAUAAUAAGUCUUACUCCGAAAGUCCGUUGUAUAUGUGGCUAUCAGCUUGUGAGUCUCCACCAGAUAUAUAUGCCAUUGCUUUGCAAGAAUUAGACACUUCAGCCAAAGCAAUAACCUUUAGUGAAAAUCGUCCUGAUGCGCUAUGGAUCAACAAAAUGCUCGAAAGUGUACACAAAGAAGCUGAAUAUGAAGAGUUGACAACGGUGCGUUUAGUAGGCAUGAUGUUAACGGUUAUUGUGCGCAAACAAAUACGUCCAUAUAUAGCGCGUUGCAGGGUGAAAUCAGUGGCACGGGGUGUAUUUAAUACUCUUGGUAAUAAAGGAGGGGUAGCAGUUAGUAUUCAACUAAACGAGGGCAACAUCUGUUUUGUGAAUUCACAUUUAGCAGCACAUUUAGCCUUUGUAGAUGUACGAAAUGAAGACUACGCCGGAAUUGUUAAAGGAUUAAUAUUUGAUGAUGAUCUUAGACGAACUAUCAAUGACCAUGAUCAUAUUUUCUGGAUUGGAGAUUUGAAUUAUCGAAUCGAAGAACCUCCUGGAUUACAAUUACCUAUGCCACGUUCAGCACCUAAUGCCUAUGAAGUACUUCUGAAACAUGAUCAAUUGAUACAAGAAAUGCGCAAAGGCAAUUGUUUUAAUGGUUAUACUGAAGGCCCCAUUAAAUUUAGACCGACUUAUAAAUAUGAUGUAGGCACAGAUAAUUUUGAUAGCAGUGAAAAACAGCGUGCGCCUGCUUACUGUGAUCGCGUACUAUGGAAGGGUUCGCGUAUAGAGCAAUUAGCAUACGAUAGUGUGAUGGAAAUACGUUUAAGUGAUCAUAAACCUGUUUAUGCCAUAUUUAGAGUAAAGAUUAAAACAAGAGAUGAAAAACUUUAUAAACGUAUACACGAAGAAGUUCUGAAGCUCGUAGAUAAGCGUGAGAAUGAAAAUCAGCCGCAAAUUACUGUAGAGAAAACUGUCAUUGACUUUGGUUUGGUGAGAUUUAAUGAAGUAGCAGUAAGCGAUUUUACUGUUUCUAACUCCUGCUCAAUGAAAGUUGAUUUUAUGUUUAAAGUAAAGGAUCCACCUCUUAAUGACAUUUGUGAAAAAUGGUUACAAGUAGAACCUAAAUCAGAAACUUUGAUUACAGAUGCUACAAAGAGCAUACGUGUGAAACUAUUGGCUGAUGUGCGUUCAAUAACAGGAUUGUUGAAAAAAAUACGAACCACAAUUUGGAAGUUUGAUUUUGAUAUAUUAAUUUUACAUGUCAAAAAUGGACCAGAUAUUUUUAUUACCGUAACUGGCGAGUACAAACCAAGUUGUUUUGGCUUAUCUAUGGAAACGUUAUGUCGAACAGAUCGACCAUUAUGUGAAUACACGCAGGCAGAAAUGAAAGAUCUUAUGAAUGAUGAAAACCCGGAGUAUCGCGUUACUAUGCCUCGUGAAUUCUUUUUACUCAUUGAUUUUAUACACAAACAAGGGAACAAAUCAGAAGGUGCAUUUGAUUCUCUAGAAUACAAACAUGCAAAAACCGUACAGUUCAAUGAUAUACGUGACUGGUUGGAUACUUGGUCGAGCAAUGAAUUUCCUGGAACCCCGCAUGCUGCUGCGGAGGCGUUACUUAUGCUUUUAGAUUUACCAGAAACUCCUUUACUAGAUCCUUUUGUUGAAGAUCUUUUACAAACUAAUACUGCGGCUGAAGCAAUGGAGCUGAUAGCAUUGCUAAGCUCACCUAAAAGAAAUGUUUUUGUGCACUUGUGUAUGUUUCUACGUGAAGGCAUUGAACAAAAAUAUUACAAACUACAAAAUGUUGCAACUGUAUUUGGACGCGUAUUGUUACGUAGGAAUUCUAGUUUUAAGGAUUAUGUUAGGGAUACGCGCUGUCGUGAAUUUAUGCUUCGAUUUAUUAGCUCCGAUAUGGGUACAUUGUCAAACGCGACGGAGUUGUCUGCGGCUGAUACUAAUGGUGCAGUUGGCGGUGCUGUUGAUUUAAUUUAAGUAAAAAAUGGCGAAAUAAAUAUAUAUAUUAUUUUUAGGUUUAAUUUAUUGAUCAAAUUUGUUAUAAGCUAAGUUAUUUGUUAUCAUACUAAAUUCAUAGAAUUUAGUUACAAUAGUAAUUAAUCGUUUCGUUAACUUUUUUAAGUUAUAUGCAACGAUUAGUUAGUUUUAAGCUUAAACAAUA